AAAGGCGCACGUGUUUUUAUAGCCUCCCGGAAAGAAGCCACGCAAGCAGCAGCAGAGAUUGUCCGCGCGUCCUCCCGUCCGCCCUCCCGGGUCUUCUGUCGUGGCCUGACUGCCGACCUCUCCAAGGGGGAAAGCGAGCAGAUGAAUCUCCUCUCGGCAGUCGCCCGCGAGACAGCCGGCAAGCUGCAUGUCCUCGUGAACAACGCGGGCACCAACUGGGCCGAGCCCGUCGAGUCCUACCCUAUCAAGGCUUUCGAGAAGGUCGUCGCCCUCAACCUCCUCGCUGCCUUCAGUCUCACGCGCCUCGCCUUACCCCUACUUGAAGCAACGGCCACCCUUGGAAAUCCUGCGCGCGUGAUAAACAUAGGUGAAGUGGUACUUUUGGGCGAGCACCUCUUGCACUUGGCCUCACUUCCCCCUAUUCUUCCUCCUCUCUUUCUCCCUCUAAUUCCUCAACCCCAAGGCUCGAUUGACGGGGCGCGCGUGACGCUGAUCGACCACUUUGCUUACUCUUCUUCCAAGGCCGCAUUGCAUCAGCUUUCCAAGGUCUUAGCUGGCAAGCUAGGUCACCGACACAUCACCGUAAAUACCCUCGCUCCGGGUCCCUUUGCCAGCAAGAUGAUGAAGGUGACCCUGGCGCGGGCGCAGGAGGAGAUAGAGGCGGGGACGGCCUUGGGCAGAAUAGGAUCUCCAGAGGUAGAUAUGGCAGGAGCAGCCUUGUUCCUGGCCUCGCGGGCAGGAGCCUACGUGACCGGCGCCGUACUUGUCGUGGACGGGGGGAUCCUGGUCAAGCCCCGACUUUAA
Messenger RNA from Nannochloropsis gaditana CCMP526, 804 nucleotides. Its product is annotated as short chain dehydrogenase reductase family. The transcript has 5 exons. The record is from RefSeq and is a predicted model, not a curated record. Gene Ontology annotation, molecular function: oxidoreductase activity. The annotation marks the transcript as partial.